Messenger RNA from Blastomyces dermatitidis ER-3, 402 nucleotides. RefSeq lists its product as uncharacterized. The transcript is spliced from 3 exons. Bases 1 to 402 code for a protein of 133 amino acids. The record is from RefSeq and is a predicted model, not a curated record. NCBI's taxonomy places the organism in Eukaryota, Fungi, Ascomycota, Eurotiomycetes, Onygenales, Ajellomycetaceae.
AUGGUCUACAAACUCUCUUGCUGUUCAUUGGGCCAAAUUCAAAUCCCCAACUGGUCAUCAAAAGCUGUCUCAAACCUCUUCCCCACUCCCGCGGCUAGGAUUAUGGGACAUGCACUGGCUAAGAGUAGCAUCAGACCAACCCUUCUCCUCCCGGAAGACCCAGUUCGAACCGAUUCGCUUAGAGGUUGGCUGUUUCUGGUGGUUCGUGGGGUGAUAAUAGUAAUGAGAAGAUACGACAAGAUUUGCGCUACGGAAGAGUGUACCAAAUGGCUUUCUUGCGAGAUCUUUGGUCUCCACGGGAAUAUGGCGGAGCAUCAUCUUACUCCGGUGCUGGAACUGACAUUGACGAACAUCAAAGGGUGUCAAACACUAGCUGGGCUAGAUCGCUGGUUGCAGACCUGA